AUGGGUAGUGGAGGAGGCAGGGUGCAGGAGGAGACGGAGGUCAAGAUGGUGGUGGAGGAGAUGCUUUCACAGGGCAUCUCGGGAAGUGCUGCAAUCAAGCUCGCGCAGAGACUCGCUGUCCUGAACGAGAGGCAGACCGCGUGGGACAUCGGCUCUCCUGGCAUAGGCCUGGAGCUGUGUGGUGACUCGCUCUUGAUUACUGAAUGGAUCAAUGGUAGGUGGUGGGUGGGUAGCAACACGUACAAAGCCAGGGUGGAUGAGGUUAUCCAGAAGCUUGAGUACUUGGAAGAGAAUUUUCGAGCACGUCCUUCUAGCUGUGGCCGAGAUUUUUGCAAACACGAAUAUCGUGAGAGUAAUGCACGAGCUGACGAGCUCACCCGUGAUGCACGUAGUGGCCGCGUGUGUUGCAGAACGUGA
Prorocentrum cordatum is the source of this 417-nucleotide messenger RNA. The record is from the annotation of a GenBank genome assembly. Lineage: Eukaryota; Dinophyceae; Prorocentrales; Prorocentraceae.